AUGAAGAAUAACAUUGUGCAUCCCGACAUCCUGAACACUACCAUUUAUUUAGAGGUCAGUAAAGUGAGUGCAUAUCUAUCUAUCUAUCUAUCUAUCUAUCUAUCUAUCUAUCUAUCUAUCUAUCUCCAGUCUGUUCAUAUCUAUCUAUCUAUCUAUCUAUCUAUCUAUCUAUCAUCCUCUAUCUCAGUCACUUCAUAUCUAUCUAUCUAUCUAUCUAUCUAUCUAUCUAUCUAUCUAUCUAUCUAUCUCUGUACGUUAAUCUAUCUAUCUAUCUAUCUAUCUAUCUAUCUAUCUCAUCUAUAUCUAUCUAUCUAUCUCAGUCACUUCAUAUCUAUGUAUCUAUCUAUCCAUCUCUGUACGUUCAUCUAUCUAUCUAUCUAUCUAUCUAUCUAUCUAUCUAUCUAUCUAUCUAUCUUAAUGUAUAUUCAUUUUUGGCAAUACAAUUAUAUAUUUUUUUAUAACUGGAAUACCGAUAUUUUAUCACUGACCUAUUCUUCUUCUUAG
This is a messenger RNA of Acanthosepion pharaonis, 504 nucleotides long. The record is from the annotation of a GenBank genome assembly. NCBI's taxonomy places the organism in Eukaryota, Metazoa, Mollusca, Cephalopoda, Sepiida, Sepiidae.